UAGAUAGAUAGAUAGAUAGAUAGAAAACCUAACCUAACCUAGCCUAUGGGAGGAAGACGGGGAUGUGAGAGGCGGACGUGAGCGUGUGAUGAUAUCCGGACGUGGACGUGUCUCCGGUGUAACGUAACGAGUGGAGGCGAUGACCGCCCUGCUGAUGUUCUCCUCUUCCUCUCCUUUCCCUUCUUUCCCGGUUUUUAUUCCUUCUCGACACAUCCCGCCUUCCCUCCUCCGAAUACAGACGGGAUUCUGCUGAUCCGGACCACCAUCUGUGAACAUCGGCGGUAAACCCCAGCUGUGGCCAGUGGGCAUGGUUUUGGAGGGUAGCUCAGAGGCGCUGUGUCCCACCCCAUCUCUGGAGCUGCGCCCAUCCUGCAACAAGAGCCAGCCCUCACCCCCCCUGGGCUCCAGCUCACAAACCAACGAAGGAGUCUUUCCUGAGGCCAAGGAGCCUGUCAAAUACGGCGAGCUCAUUGUCUUGGGACACAAUGGGUCACUGGCCAGUGGGGACAAAGGUCGCAGAAGAAGUCGGCUGGCCCUUUACAAAAGACCUAAAGCCAACGGGGUCAAACCUGAUGUCAUCCACAACGUCUCAACUCCUCUGGUGUCGAAGGCACUCAGCAACAAAAGCCAGCACAGCAUCUCCUACACACUGUCACGGAGCCACUCUGUUAUUGUGGAGUACACCCAUGACAUCAACACAGACAUGUUUCAGAUUGGUAGGUCUACAGAAAGCAUGAUUGACUUUGUGGUCACCGAUACAACGGGCAGUGGUGGUCAGGGUGGAGGUGCAGCAGGGGAGGGCGGAGGUGGAGGUCAGUCAGCCCAAAGCACAAUCUCUCGCUACGCCUGCCGGAUCAUGUGUGAACGCAGCGCUCCCUAUACGGCCCGCAUCUACGCUGCUGGCUUCGAUUCUUCCAAAAACAUCUUCCUAGGGGAACGGGCUGCCAAGUGGAGAACUUCGGACGGCUUGAUGGAUGGUCUUACCACCAAUGGAGUCCUGGUCAUGCACCCGACAGGGGAGUUUGUGUCUGAGCCGGCUCCCGGAGUCUGGAGGGAAAUCUCAGUCUGUGGAAACGUCUUCGCUCUGAGGGAAACCCGCUCUGCUCAGCAGAGGGGGAAACUGAUUGAAAAUGAGUCCAAUACCCUCCAGGACGGUUCACUUAUUGAUCUUUGUGGGGCUACCCUUCUCUGGAGGACCCCGGCUGGACUGCGCCACAUCCCCACCCUUAAACAGCUGGAGUCUCUCCGGCAGGAACUGAACGCUGCCCGGCCUCAGUGCCCUGUGGGCUUCAACACUCUGGCCUUCCCCAGCUUGGCCCAACGCGAGAUUGUUGACAAGAAGCAGCCUUGGGUCUACGUCAACUGUGGUCACGUACAUGGUUACCACAACUGGGGCUACCGCAAGGAAAAAGGGCCCACAAGCCCAGGGGGCACAGCACCAGCCAGUACUGGUGAGAGAGAGUGUCCCAUGUGCAGGAGGGUGGGUCCCUAUGUGCCGUUGUGGUUAGGCUGUGAGGGGGGAUUGUACUUGGAUGCUGGACCACCAACUCAUGCUUUCUGCCCCUGCGGCCACGUAUGCUCAGAAAAGACAGUGGUGGGGUGGAGCCAGAUCCCGUUACCCCACGGUACCCAUGCUUUUCAUGCUGCCUGCCCCUUCUGUGGUACCUGGCUGACAGGGGAGCAGGGCCACAUCAAACUCAUCUUCCAGGGCCCUGUCGACUAAAACAACACAAACAUGGGUUGUAGAAGUUCAGUCCACCAUCCUGUAAGCUGCUGGACUAAACCAAGGAGGACCUAGAAGAGUCAAGACUGUGAUCUGGUACAGAAAUAUGAAUGUGUUGAUGACAAGUACAGGAAAAUGACUGUUAAGGUGAUCAAAUAACAGCAAUAGUAGAUGCCAAGGUUUCAGUGGAAGAGGUGUCUGGAGAAUCUGUAAAUAAAUAGCGUUGAAAUGAAA
Messenger RNA from Melanotaenia boesemani (Boeseman's rainbowfish), 1957 nucleotides. It is a transcript of the gene peli3, whose product is annotated as pellino E3 ubiquitin protein ligase family member 3. Gene Ontology annotation, molecular function: ubiquitin protein ligase activity; protein binding. The record is from RefSeq and is a predicted model, not a curated record. The transcript has 7 exons. The coding region runs from base 308 to 1723 and encodes 471 amino acids. Gene Ontology annotation, biological process: protein K63-linked ubiquitination; regulation of Toll signaling pathway. NCBI's taxonomy places the organism in Eukaryota, Metazoa, Chordata, Actinopteri, Atheriniformes, Melanotaeniidae.